Messenger RNA from Strongyloides ratti, 4080 nucleotides. RefSeq names its product Receptor tyrosine-protein kinase erbB-3. Gene Ontology annotation, biological process: protein phosphorylation; positive regulation of kinase activity; cell surface receptor protein tyrosine kinase signaling pathway. The coding region runs from base 1 to 4080 and encodes 1359 amino acids. NCBI's taxonomy places the organism in Eukaryota, Metazoa, Nematoda, Chromadorea, Rhabditida, Strongyloididae. The record is from RefSeq and is a predicted model, not a curated record. Gene Ontology annotation, molecular function: ATP binding; transmembrane receptor protein tyrosine kinase activity. Gene Ontology annotation, cellular component: signaling receptor complex; basal plasma membrane. The transcript is spliced from 2 exons.
AUGAUAAGAAAUAUAUUUGAUAGGAAAUAUACUUAUAUAUUAAGAUUCUUACUUUUAUUUAUAAAUAUUUUUCCCUAUAUCUUGCCAUCUGAUGAUGAUAAUUCAGUAUGCCUUGGAACAACAAAUGGACCAUCAAAAUUGUCAAAUUUAAGUCAUUAUCAAAUGUUAAAACAACAAUUUUCAUUAUGUAAUAGGAUAUCAGGAAAUUUAGAAAUAACUCAUAUAAAUGGAUUAGAGGAAUUGGCUGAAGGAGAGAAACCAUUUGAUUUUUUAAAACAUAUAGAAGAGAUAAGGGGAUAUCUUUUGAUAUAUCAGGUUGAAAAUAUUCCGGAAAUAAUUUUUCCAAAUUUACGUGUCAUCUGGGGUGAUACACUUUUUGAUCCAUUACAUAGAGAAGGUAAAUAUUCUAUAUAUGUUGGUUUAACUGAUAUGGAAAAACUUGUAUUUCCUAAUUUAACAAAAAUUGAAAAAGGACUUGUUGAGUUUAAUCAUUUUAAAAAAUUAUGUUAUUUAAGAAAUAAAAUUGAUUGGGAACAAUUAUUAGGACCACAAUAUAAUAAUCGUAUUAUAUUUGAUGUUGGUAAUGAAUAUAAUACAUGUAAUGAUGAUAAUCAAAUAACAGAAUGCCAUUCAUCAUGUAAUGGUAAUUGUUGGGGUAAUUUAAAAAAUGAAUGUCAAAUAGUAUUUAAAAAUUUUUGUCCAAUAUCAUGUCAUAAUCAUGGAUGUUAUAAAGAUCAUCAUGGACAUUAUAAAUGUUGUGAUUCAAUGUGUACAGGUGGAUGUUUUGGUCAUGGAAGAAGUAAAUGUGCUGCAUGUGCAAAUUAUAUACAAGAUGGUGAAUGUGUACAAAGUUGUAGAGGAUUAAAUUAUUAUAAUAAAAUAACAGGAAGAUUAGAAGAUGCUAAAGAUCCAAGAUAUACAUUUAAAAGAUAUUGUGUUAGUGAAUGUCCCUCUGAAACAUUAAUUGAAAAAGAUUAUUGUGUUACAAGAUGUAAACCAAAAUUUUUUUAUAAUAUAACAUUAGGUGAUAGAACAUGUAGAGAAUGUGGAACAUAUUGUGAUAAAAUUUGUGAAAUUAAUGAACCAUUAACAAAAAGAAAUAUUGAAAAAUUAAAAAAUUGUGAAUAUGUUGAUGGUUUUAUAGAUAUAUCAUCUGAAAAUUUUAAUAAAUUUAAUGAAGAAUCAUUAAAUAAAAAUGAUUUAGAAUAUUUAAAAAAUAUUAAACUUAUAACAGAUUAUGUAAUUAUUAAAACUGGUAAAAGUUCUAUAAUAAAUUUAAAUUUUUUAACAAAUUUAGAAACAAUAAUAGGAAGAAAAUUUUAUAUGGAACGUGUAUCAUUAGCUAUUGUUCAUAAUUAUAAUUUAAGAGAAUUACAAUUAAAAAAUUUAAAAAGUAUUAAAAGAGGGCAUGUUGUUAUAUCAAAUAAUGAAAAAUUAUGUUUAGCUGAUACAAUUAAUUGGAAUAAUACAUUUCCAGAUACAAUAAAUAAAAUAACAAAAAAUGGUAAAAAAGAAUGGUGUGAAAAUAAUCAAUUAACUACAUGUGAUGAUGAAUGUGAUAUAUCUGGAUGUUGGGGUUCAGGUAAUAAAUAUUGUUUAUCAUGUAAAAAUUUUGAAUAUGAUGGUGAAUGUUAUAAUGAAUGCCCACCUGAUACAUUUAGAAAAAAUAUAACAUCAAAAGAAUGUAUAAAAUGUCAUCCGGAAUGUAUUGGUUGUACAGGUGAAACAUCAUAUCAUUGUAUAGAAUGUGUUUCAUUAUUAGUAUUACAAAAUGAAGGACAAAAUUAUUGUGCUAAAACAUGCCCAAAAUCACAUUAUUUAUCAGGAAAUAAUUGUAUACCAUGCCAUAAAAGUUGUUAUGAAUUUGGUUGUACAGGACAAAGUGAUAUACUUGGUGAUGGUGGAUGUAAUGGAUGUAAAUAUGCUAAAGAAGAUAUUAAUGAAUUUAAAGAACAUUUAUAUACAUGUCUUUAUUAUGAUGGUAAUGCUGAAAAUGUUUGUCAAGAUGUUGGAUUAACAAAUUAUUUUACAUCAACACAUAAACCUAAAAAUGGUAUGAAAGUUGAAUAUUUAGUAUGUCAAAAAUGUGAUGAUGAAUGUGAAAGUUGUAGUGGUAUUGGUAAAUCAGUACAAAUGCAUGAUUGUAAAUGUAGAAAUAAAAUUUUAAUACAAAAUUUAAAUAGUUCAAAUAUUGAUGAAGAAGAAAUAUGUGUUAAUGAAUGUCCAAUAAAUUCAUUUUCAAUGAUUGAAUAUGGUAAACCAAAUAUUUGUCAAAGUUGUCAUAGACUUUGUGAUAAUCAUAAAUCAUGUUAUGGACCAGAAUUUUUUCAAUGUGAAAGUUGUGAAUAUGCUGGUUUUAAAAAAGAUGAUGAUACAAUUAUUUGUACAGAAGAAUGUAAUGUAGAAUUUCCAUAUAUUAAUGAAUAUGAUAGAUUAUGUUAUGCAGAAGAUGUUAUUACAUUAGCAAGGCAUCGUCGAACAAAAUUUAUUAUUAUUGUUGGUAUUAUAUUAACAAUUAUUUUAAUAAUUUUAAUAAUUGCUAUAUGGUAUUGUAUUAAUUAUCGUAGAAAAUAUCGUAAAGAAGUUGAAUUAAAUAUGCCAUCAAUUCCUGAUUAUGAUUUAUCAAAAACACAUGCAAAUAUGGGAAGAAUUAAUUUAAUUACAAUUGAUCAACUUGAACAAACAACACAAAUAAUUGGCCAAGGUGCAUUUGGUGUUGUUUAUGCUGGAAAAUGGAAAAAUCCUAUAAAAGAUUGUAAAAAUGUACCUGUAGCAAUUAAAGUAAUGAAAGCUAUAACAUCAAUAGAUUCAAAAGAAAUAUUAGAAGAAGCUGGAAUGAUGGCACAAGUAUCAGGUGGACAUAAACAUUUACAUCCAAUUAUUGGUAUAUGUUUUUGUGAUACAGUACAAAUAGUAACAUUAUUAAGACCAUUAGGAAGUUUACUUCAUUUCUUAAAAAAACAUAAAGAUAAAUUAGGUGCUUCUAAAAUAUUAUUAUAUUGUUUUCAAAUAUCUUCUGCUAUGGAAUAUUUAGCACAAAGAGGUAUGGUUCAUAGAGAUUUAGCUGCAAGAAAUGUACUUGUUAAAAAUAUUAAUCAUGUUGAAGUAACAGAUUUUGGAUUAGCAAAAAUGCUUCAUGGUGAAGAAUGUAUAAAAUUAUCUGGAAAAGUUGCUGUUAAAUGGUUAGCAAUUGAAACAUUAACACAAACAAUUUUUAAUCAUGCAACAGAUGUUUGGGCAUUUGCUGUUACAUGUUGGGAAAUUUUAACAUUUGGACAAGCUCCAUAUCAAGGAAUAUCAUUAUCUGAUAUAAAAGAUCAUCUUUUAUCAGGAAAUAGAUUAGAACAACCAAAUAAUUGUAGUCAAGAAUUAUAUCAUACAUUAUUACAUUGUUGGAUGCCAAAUCCUGAGGCACGCCCAUCAUUUACAUUAUUAAAAGAAACAUUUCAAAAUUAUUGUAAAGCACCACAUCAAUAUGUAACAGAAUACCAUUUGCAUAAUAAGAUGGAAAUAAUUUCAAAUUAUGAACAAUUUAAAAUGAUUGCUGAUUUAUUAAAUGAUGAAGAUUUUAUGGAUCCACUUGAUUAUCAGGAUAUCUCUCAACGUUCACAAAAUAAUAUUUCAGGUGGAAAUUUCUUUAAUGAUUCACCUAAUAGUCAGACUAGACCAUUACUUCCAAGAUAUGAUGCACCAUGUGAUAAUUUAACUUCUUCAAGUUUAAGAUACGGAGAACCAUCAAUUGGAUAUAAAAAUAAUAAAUUUGAUAUGACAUCUGAUGAGGGAACAGAAAAUUAUUUAGUUCCAAAAGAGAUGGAUGAAGAUACUGCUUCAGUGUAUACAGAUGUUGUAACAAUAAAUGAAUAUAUGUCAGAAUAUUAUAAUGAUCCUUCAAAAGUUCAAAAAUCAGCAAGUGGUGGUAGAGUUAAUGAUUAUGUUAAUCAAAAUGCUAUUGAAAUGAAAGUUUUAACAAAACAAGACAAGAUUGAUGAACCUGAUUAUGAUACAACUAUUGAUAAAGACAUUGAAAUUAUUAAUCCUGUUCUUAAUAAUGAAAAAUUUCCAUCAGAAACAUCAGUUUAA